GAUCCCUCGAACAGGUAAAAAAUACUAAGAUGUAUAGUUCAACGAGGCAAAGCGAGGCGUUGGACUCGCUAGAGACGGUGAUGCGGAUGGCCACCGGUAGUGCGGUGGUGAUAUUCAGCGUGAGUACGUGUUGUAUGUGCCAUGCAGUGAAGAGGCUCUUCUGUGGCAUGGGAGUGAACCCAAGUGUUCACGAGAUAGACCAAGAUCCCCGCGGUAAAGAAAUUGAGAAGGCACUUAUGACGCUUCUCGGAAGCUCCUCGGCCAUGCCGGUGGUGUUCAUCGGCGGCAGACUUGUUGGUACUAUGGACAGAGUUAUGGCUUCACAUAUUAAAGGUACAUUAGUCCCACUUCUCAAGGAAGCUGGAGCUCUCUGGCUUUGAUCAAUUCUGGUACUAAUAGGACAAUGCUUGUUUGUUAUUCAGUACAAAAUCGUCAAUUUUAUGGGAAGAGAAUGAACUCUCGUAUUCUUCAAAAGGUAUUUUUGAAGUUGGCUGAUUCUUUCGCGAUUUUCUUAAGACUGUGUGGAUUUGUAGAGGUUCUAUUUUAAUUAUGUUUAGUGCUCCAUAAUCUUUAUUGCCAGUUUUUGUUUCUUUCUGAAUAAUAUUGUGAGCACGUGGACCAGUUUGACAAGAUUUUGAAAAAUCAAAAGUUCUUCCAAACUUGUUUUGAUAUUUUUCAAGAAGUAUUC
Molecule: messenger RNA, 688 nt
Organism: Olea europaea var. sylvestris
Lineage: Eukaryota; Viridiplantae; Streptophyta; Magnoliopsida; Lamiales; Oleaceae
Product: glutaredoxin-C1-like
Exons: 1
Coding region: 30-380 (116 amino acids)
Source: RefSeq, a predicted model, not a curated record